This is a messenger RNA of Tricharina praecox, 3353 nucleotides long. RefSeq lists its product as uncharacterized. Gene Ontology annotation, biological process: nuclear division. Gene Ontology annotation, cellular component: nucleus; cytoplasm. The transcript has 5 exons. The record is from RefSeq and is a predicted model, not a curated record. Gene Ontology annotation, molecular function: mRNA binding. NCBI's taxonomy places the organism in Eukaryota, Fungi, Ascomycota, Pezizomycetes, Pezizales, Pyronemataceae. The coding region runs from base 143 to 2935 and encodes 930 amino acids.
AAACAGAAACAUUCCCCCUACGAACGAACUCGCAAGAGAGAGAGGAGGAAAGAUAGAGAAAGAGACGGAACACCCUAUAAACUCGCCUCCGAAAUAAUCGUCUACUAUCCGCACGGCUACCACCACCACCCCCGUGGGACGUAUGAUGUACUCUUCGCAGCCGUCUGGCCACGCCCUGCCUCCGAAGCCCGUUUUCGACAACUUUGCGCAUUCCCAUAUCCAAGCCUCGUCGUCAUUCGUGUCAAUUUCUCCUCAUGCGAGCCUAGAUACCAUUCCGGCGAUUCCGGGCCACCACUACUCGUUCUGUAUCCAGCUGUCGAUACCGCCACCGCCGCGCAAAGAGGAUACACUGCUUCUGACCAGCAAUGCCGAACUCAACUGGCUGCAUCCGGACGGGUGUCCCCCAGUUCCACGGAGAUUGCCGUUCUACCAGAAUGUAGUGCGGGAGUUGGAGAUCUUGUGUAAGGAGAUUAACGACCGCCCCGGUGGCUGCCAAGCGUCCGUAACGGUGUCCGAGCCGCAGAGUACUACCGGGCCCGGAUCGUCAGAUCAUAGUUUUGAAACUCAGAGGCCGAAGAGUGAUAUCGUUAUUGGCGUCUGGAUUGCUGCGCCGGACAGCACCGCGAUCGAAAAAUUGAGAUCUUUGUUCCUUGCGCGGUGUCCGGUUGCAUUGAGGGCGGCGUGUGUUGACCUCGAUCAUGACCUAUUCUACGGUGCCGACGGAAAGCCCAGUGCGAAGGUCGUGAACCACUUGACACAAAUAUCGAACUAUACCGGAACGGGCAUCUUCGUCAUGAAGCCCGAGGAAUCGAAGGCGAGCGCUGCUGGCGAUCCGGAGGUGGAUGCGAGCCAGGCAACGCGACUGCGGGUCAAAAUAUACGGCGAUUACGAGAGUGUCGAGCAUGCGAAGACCCGUAUACUCAUCAUGAUCGAUGACCUUCUUGGCAAUAUUGUUUCGCCGAUGUACGUUGAAGUUUCGCUACAUAGCGUGCUGUGCGGUCGCUCGAGAAAGAACGUCAAGCAGAUCGAGUCCGCUACUGGAACGGCGGUCUACUUUCCUCCACCUUUUCCGCGCGUGUAUGGCUACUUUCCGCGAGGGUGUCAACGACGGCAUCCUGACGAGAUCUUCAUUGUUGGUCCUACCAAGGCCGAUGUUGCAAAAGCGGAGCAGAUGCUGAGUUCCCUGGCCUGCCAAGCGAACGCAUUCGUAAUGACUCUGCAGAUGUCGUACCGCAAGAUUGACUUUUUGCUGCUGGAGCGCCUCGACGAGAUCAAGAAGAUUAUGGAGGCCAAUGGCACAUAUGUUUGCUUGCCGGUGCUCGGAUCUGGCAACAGUUCCAUGCGGGUGCAGGGACUGGAGACUCUCCAGAUCGACCGUACCAUGCGAGCGAUAAUGUCGAUCGCGGGACAGUAUUACGAUUCGACGUGGUGGAUGAUUGACGACCGGACGACAAUCAGCGGUCGCCGUGUCCCAUCCCCGGCAGAGUUCCAGCAGAUCCUCAUUGACUUGUCAACCAAGAGCGGUGCCGACGUGGCGUUCAACAAGAACUACUUCGAAAUUGUCGGCUCCGACUGGGCUGUGAGACGGUGCCUUGAGCUCCUCAACGAAAUUGACUACGUCCGAUGCAGUAACUACCAAUUGCGGGUCAAAAUCGAACUUGCUAACGAGCACAAGGAGUUUGUGGCUGGUAAGAAGAACGGCAAGAUUAAUAAGAUUAUGGGCCAAUCCAACAUCCACAUUCUGUUCGAUGGCUUCAGCGAAUACAAUUUUUACAUCGACGUCGUGGGUCAGAAGUACGACAAUGUCAAGGUGGGCUUGGAACUGGUCGAGCAGGAGCUACCAGCAUCAAUGUCAUUCCACGUUCCGGACUCUUACCACAAGCGGAUCAUUGGCGUGGGUGGUCAACACAUCCAAACGAUCAUGAAGAAGUACUCGGUUUUCGUCAAGUUCUCCAACGCGAUGGAGCGGGGGACAGCAGGCAAGGUGGAGAACGAGGAUCUCAAGGUGGACAAUGUCGUGUGCCGGACACCAGCCCGGAAUGCGGCAAAUUUGGAGCUCGUCAAGGCUGAGAUCAUGGAGAUGGUACAGCAGGUUGAUGCUGACAUUGUGACUGAGUCGGUCGAGAUUCCGCGGUUGUUCCAUCGCAAUAUGGUCGCGCAACGAGUCAUCAUUGACGCUUUGGAGAAGAAAUGGAGUUGUAGUGUUUCGUUUCCCAGCACGGAGAUGGCCAGUGAUUCUGUCACCAUCAAGGGACCCGAGUGGCAGGUUCCCCACUUUAAGGAGGGGCUUCUGGCACUCGUUCCGGAGAGUCACGACAUCCGGUUAAUAUGGUCACCGGAACUGGCUACAGCCAUGGUUGACGAGCGUUUCACUAGCGAAGUCGUAGAGCCCACGAAGGAUCGGAUGUGCAUCCAGAUGCAAGUAGGAGAGGCAAACCUGGACAGCCCCAUCAAGGAGCAAAAGAUCACGUUCUCGUAUACGCGGAACGAUGCGGGUGGACUGCAGGACGCCAUCGACUCAUUGACCAACUAUCUUGCGCUGCGCGGCGUCAAGACGGAGGUUAUCCAAGGGCGGCUAUCACGGCCAAAAUCGGAUUCAUUCGAAGAUUUUGCUCCGUUCUUCAGUUCAGCAAUCCUCCAGAAGUCGUCAUCCAACGGCUCGCAGGAUGGUCUCAACAGGCCUGGAAGCAGACUCUCUCUCUCGGGAGAGCCCGGCUCUAUCACCGGAGAUAAGUUACAAGCCGAGCCCGGCAGAGUGAUGAGUGACAUGGAAGCGGCUUUCUACAAUGGAGACCGCAGACGCGGAUCAGGGCAGGACUCUGUCGCUGGACCGCCUGGAAGUGCUGGCUCCGCAUCUAGCAGAGGGUCAUUCCACAGCAGGGCCGGAUCUUUGGACUCAGACUGGGAGAAGAUUUCACAACAUUCCCGGACAUGAGUUUAGUUGUUGUCUCGUUGUCAUUCGCAGUUUCUCACCCACUUCGUCGUCAUCCAUACCUACCGCCAUCAUCUUUGCUACCAUCACAUACCACCAUACCUUGCCCUCUGCGUUGAUUCUCCGAACAACAUUUCGUUCCGUUUUUCGUCUGUUCGAGCUCGUGUCUGCCUCGGUGGCCUGCUUUGCCGGGUAGAGGAAAGAUAUUGACUGCUUUUCACUUCAUUGCACAUACCGUUAAUACUACAUACCUUGAUUGAUUAGUUCGAUUUGUUACCCAGGUGGUUUCCUUUUCUUUCGCAUUUUUUCGCAUUUUUUUCCCUUCAAAUUCCUUCCACACCAAUUGUCGAAGAGUUCGAUAACGACAGAAGUCCGUGUGGUUGUCUUUGUCUGUGUCUAGCUUUGUGUUUUUUUUGCUCCC